Messenger RNA from Colletotrichum spaethianum, 1188 nucleotides. RefSeq lists its product as uncharacterized. Bases 1 to 1188 code for a protein of 395 amino acids. The record is from RefSeq and is a predicted model, not a curated record. The transcript is spliced from 3 exons. Lineage: Eukaryota; Fungi; Ascomycota; Sordariomycetes; Glomerellales; Glomerellaceae.
AUGGCUUCCCAAGAGGAUCCAGAAGACAAUCGUCAAAGCCAAUAUGACAACAUUGAUGGAUACCUGCCAACGUACGAAGAAAUAAGUGCAAGGAGCGAAGUCCCACUGCACACGUGGAAGAAGACUGUGAAUCCUAGACGCUGGGGAAAUCCAGUCGAUAUUACACAGGCACCGUCCGAAGAAGAGAUGACUACGUACAUUGCGUACAUCAACAUGGAAAUGCUUCAUCUUAGGCAAUCAAAGGAAAACCUGACAAUAUCACUGUACGAAGAUUUCAACGAAUGGUCUACCUUCCAAUGGGAAAAGGUCUAUCGUGCGUUCAGGGCAGAGUUCAUACGACUUAUUGAGCUAAAGGGAGUCUUCACCUUUGUACCGUACAAUCCAAAAGAGCAUGACCACCUCCGUAUCUACAAGACACGGAUGGGAAGAGAAGUUGUGCGAUUACUCCUUGUCGAUAACCAUGGGGCUGGCAGAAGUGCCAAGGAAGCGACCGCCCUUGCCGACGUUCUUGCCAAGCUUGCUGCCAGGCGUACGAGGCUCACGAGCAUUAGUGACGUUGGGAGCCUUGUAGUUGCUGGGGCCGCCGUUAUCAUCAUCAUCAUCAUCGCCCGGGUUGUCGGACGAAUCAACAUCUCGACCGCGGUGGGUGCAGCGAGCGCCGUGCGACUGCUAGACGCACUCGGCGCAGGCGCCACCCUGAAAGGUGGGAAUGCGGGUGCACUGGCGGAAGCGCGGGGAGUCAGUAGUCGCGCAUUUAUUGCCACAGGCAAUGGCCGCACGACCACGAGACUGAACCAAGACCGCAAGGAAGUAGCCCUGGCGGCGGAUGAUGCUGGCAACAAACUGCUGGACAGAAGUGUUGCUAGUGACGCGGAUCUCGAUAUCGCGCGACGGCAUGUUGAUGAUGAGACGCUCCUCAUCCUGCAGUCAAGGUUAACGUACGAAGACAAGGUAAGGACAAAAGUAACGUACAUUGAUGGCCAGAGCCAACAGAAGAGCGCGAUUGUUGGCGUUGCCAGUCGGAAGACGAAGCCAACGACCACCGGACGCAUCGGUAUGCAUACCGAUGUUGCCGAAGAUCGAACCACCGGGGGCAGCGAGAGACAUGAUGGAUUGAUCGUGCGAGGUGCUAUUGAUGAAUCAUUGUUGUUGGAGUUGAUUGAGGAAGAAGGGGAAGAUCGUCGUUGA